AUGGUGGCCGUUGAUCUUUGUGAUCAACGAUCGAGAUUAAAGGGUGUGGGGACAGGAUCAGGGUGUUUUUGGAAUUUUAGGCAGAAAAUAUCGUCUUCCAAAUUCCCAAAGAAUGGAGCCAUAAGAAUACCAAUCCCAGCAAUCGCAGCUACAAAAAUCCGAAACAAUCGCGUCGUUUCCAAUUCAGGGAGAAGGUUUCACCAUUUCCAAAGGUUCUCUUUCAAUCCUCAGCUAUGGCCGCAACGACAGCGCAAAAUCCUGAAAACCCUAGCUGAGCCGUCAGAUCCCAAUCCACCGGCUAUAAGCGAAUCCACACUCGAUUCCGCACCUGACUCGGUAAAAUCACCGCCUUCUGCCGAUGCCAAGGAGGAAAUCAAGUCGAUGGUGGCGGGCGGAGAUGACAGUUGUCAGGGCAAUGAUAUUCAGAAGAAGAUGAAGCGAGCUGAGCGGUUUGGAGUGCCAGUUCAGCUAUCCGAAGAAGAUAAGCGAAAUUCUCGAGCUGAGAGGUUUGGAACUGGGUCCUCAGUUCAAGGGUCAGAUGCUUUAAAGAAAUCUGAGGAGCAUAAGAGGCAGGCUAGAGCUGAGAGGUUUGGGCUUGUGAAAUCUGACACAACUGAAGAGGAAGCUAAGAAGAAGGCCAGGUUGUCAAGGUUUGCACCACCGGUGAAGACUGAUCCUGUGGAGGAAGAUAAAAGGAAAGCUAGGGCUCUCAGGUUUUCACAACCCCAGUCUGGUUCACAAUCACAAGCAAAUGGCAAGGGAAACAUUGAGCAGGAUGAUGUUGCUGUGGACAAAGCUGGAGAGGAACCUGAAUGAUUCCUAACUUUGUUAAAGAGUUGGUGGGCUAGGAUUCUAAUGUUUUUGAGUUCCCAGUAGAUUAUAGAAUUCGGACCUUCAAAUUUACAGCAAAAAACUUUUCUAGUCUCUUAAAGUAGCACGCCGUGCGUUUCUGGGGACACUAGGUUAAUUGACAACCACCUGCUUGGCGUCAAACUACCGUAAAUUACCUGUGAUCAAUAUUAAAAAUGAUGAAACUACAACCAAAGUAUCCUUAGAAGAGUUUGAUUUGACACUUGAUCAUCAAUCUCUUAGUUAUUAAUCUGCAAUUAUUUUAUAUUGUUUGUAUUACCCUUUAACAUAGGAAAAAGUUGUCGGCUGUUGCAUUUCAAGGAUCAACCAGUGUUAGAAAUUUAGUUCUUACUUAUCCGAGGGGUUCAAAACAGGUUGGGAAUUGCUUGAUGUUAAAUGUUCCCUAAGGUUAGAGACUGUCAUUGAACUUGCCUAAUUUGUGAACAAUGGGUCAACAUCUUGGGUGUUUUGCUGGUUCAUUCAGCCUUCAUCACUCUUAUAGCUGAAGUAGGAAAUGUAGUGCAGCUUGAGUUUUCUAGCAGAUAAACAUUUAUCUUGCAUUUAAAAAUCCAAGAUAAUUUGUACUUCUCUUUGAUGCAUCAUAUGGUUUUCGUUUGGCCGUCUUAUUAUUAAUCUUUUUGUUGGGUUCUCGAUAGGCAGUAGAAAGGUAAGACUAGUUAUCUCUGUUGCAUUAUAUAGUUGCUAGUGCAUCUCAUGGUUCUUCUGACAUUAUUUAAGGGCCUUUAAAGUCAUUUGGGAAAAAGUGAAAAAAGACUCACCUUGAUUGUGAAACUUGUUUGCAUAUUGCUCGACUUUCUACAAAAUUUCACAUUGCUAUGUCAUUUGAUGGUCAAGUUGUCAAAUCUACAUUUCUUCAAAGUGGUUCUUGUUUGGAUUUAGCUGUUUGCUUAUUAAGGUUCACUGGUUUAAGAGCUUCCCAGGUUUCCACUUUACGAUUUGAUGUGGGUUAUUUUGGACAGAUUGACACUUAGCAGGUGUUGUUUAACUACCUAGUAUCCCCGGAUAAUUCUUGUAGGAUGCGGUCGAUGCUGUGUAAAAGUAGGCAUAGAAUUUCCUGUGAAGGAAUCUAGUUAUGUUUUUUUUCUUGUUAUUGUCCACUUAAAUUGUACAAGACAAUGUUAAUUUUGUUGUGUUCAGUCGUUGAACUUAUCUUGUAGCCAAUUGACGCAUUUGUGUUUCUACUGUUUUUUUUA
Molecule: messenger RNA, 2063 nt
Organism: Nicotiana tabacum (common tobacco)
Lineage: Eukaryota; Viridiplantae; Streptophyta; Magnoliopsida; Solanales; Solanaceae
Biological process (GO): poly(A)+ mRNA export from nucleus
Cellular component (GO): nucleus
Source: RefSeq, a predicted model, not a curated record